CCAGUGCCUCUUGUACCGAUCAUCGGCAAGGGAGUGCUAGAGGAGGAGGUUAUGGUGAGUUUUGUCACGACUAAUGGUGAGCCCACGACUACGACCACGUCAAAGCUGGUCUGGUGGAACCUCGUGGAUCAGAUGACGAUGACGCUGACAUCCUGCACCUCUGCUGCGAUGCUGCCGACCAGGACACGGGCAUCUCCGUCGCGCGCGCUCUACAAGUCUGGAUCCAUCAUCGUGCUCGGCAAGACUAACUUCCUUAGGCCAGGCAUGGAUCCCAUAACCAUAUGGACAGCCACAAAGAAAAGUGGCCUGAUUAGCUACAAGAAGAUCUUGUUCCAUGGACUCGAUCUCUGGACUGCACUAUCGUUGCCUCAGCCCCUAGGUCGUGCUGCCCUCUGGCCUCCUCAUCGUACAAUUCACCAACAUCUCCAAUGUAAGUGCAGCAGGUUCAGUAAUGAACUCAGAAGUGGCAUCAGAAUACUCCAAGAGUUUUUUGUUCUUUUUGCCUGGAUAUAUACCGAGGGCAAUGCAUUCAAAACUCCUAUAGAUGACGAAUCCCAUCUCUCCCUCUUUUCCUGGACACGGAUCCUAGCAUAA
Zea mays is the source of this 594-nucleotide messenger RNA. RefSeq lists its product as uncharacterized. Bases 52 to 594 code for a protein of 180 amino acids. The record is from RefSeq and is a predicted model, not a curated record. The transcript is spliced from 4 exons. NCBI's taxonomy places the organism in Eukaryota, Viridiplantae, Streptophyta, Magnoliopsida, Poales, Poaceae.